GUCAAUUAUUUGUUGAAAGGUGAUCGUCUAACCCGAUCUCGCAACCUCAGUGCUCGCAGCUUUGCAGUAGUUCCUCUAGGUGACAAUUUUGGCAUGAUUCAAUGGAUUGAGGAUGCUGUAGGCUUGUUUUCAAUCUAUCGCAAAUGGCAACAACGAGAGCAUUUAGCACUAUCUGCUCAUGGGAUUAAGGAAGGAACGCCUAGAAAAAAUUGGCCCAUAGAAGUAUUGAGGGAUGUUUUUACUGAGCUUGAACGCGAAACUCCUUCUGACCUCAUUGCAAAAGAACUGUGGUCAUCAUCCGAUUCUAGCUUGGCUUGGUGGCAAAAAACAAAAGGGCUAGCAAGAUCAGCGGCAGUCAUGUCUAUUGUUGGAUAUGUAAUUGGACUUGGUGACCGACAUCUUGAUAAUAUUUUGAUUGAUGUGGGGCAUGGAGAACUGGCGCAUAUUGAUUUCAAUGUAUGUUUUGAAAAGGGGCGGAGUUUGCGUAUUCCAGAAACAGUCCCUUUUCGUCUUACUCAAAAUUUGGUAGGAGCACUUGGUCCAACAGGAACAGACGGUCUAUUCCGUAUUGCGUGCGAGCAAGUGUUUCGUGUAAUGCGAAAUAAUCGAGAGAUUCUUUUGACUCUACUCGAAGCAUUCAUUUAUGAUCCGCUUGUUGAUUGG
This is a messenger RNA of Batrachochytrium dendrobatidis JAM81, 663 nucleotides long. RefSeq lists its product as uncharacterized. Gene Ontology annotation, molecular function: protein serine/threonine kinase activity. Gene Ontology annotation, biological process: nuclear-transcribed mRNA catabolic process, nonsense-mediated decay; protein phosphorylation. The annotation marks the transcript as partial. The record is from RefSeq and is a predicted model, not a curated record. The transcript is spliced from 2 exons. Gene Ontology annotation, cellular component: nucleus. NCBI's taxonomy places the organism in Eukaryota, Fungi, Chytridiomycota, Chytridiomycetes, Rhizophydiales.